AUGUCAGCUCCAAAAAUAAGAUUCUAUGGAUCGCUUUUGCAUGAUCGUGUUGUCGGAACCCCUACUACCUAUCUCCUACGUCAUCACAGUGAUGUCAUCUUCACGUCUCUUAUCUUGACACUUGUCUCUGUAAGCAACUUCGCUGCAUCCUCCAAGAAGUAUGCUUUGGUAAAAGGCCAAAGUCUCUUGCUCCCUGCAACAUUUCACCACACCACCAUGGAAUACUGUUUUGGAAACCCUAAUCCUAACCCUAUUUACAGUCACUCUCCUGUGGUCGACAUGGCAGCAUCUCCCUCCUCUGAAUUCAUCUCAGCUGAUUAUUAUCUCAUGCUGGAAGAUGUUGUUGAUUAUCAUCAAGAGUGCUGGUCGCAAAGCACCGAAACUGAAUCAUCGGGGAAAGCAACCUCCAGCGAUGCCAGUCAUGGAUUUGGUGAUGCAACCUCCUCCACCACCACCAACAACAUGCAAUGUGAAGAUAAUGGGAUUAAGGGAAAGAUAGCAGAAGUGAGGCAAAGGGUCACGUUUAGAACCCGAUCGCAGCUUGAGAUUAUGGAUGAUGGAUAUAAAUGGAGGAAAUACGGAAAGAAGACAGUGAAGAACAGUCCCCACCCAAGGAACUACUACAAGUGUUCAGGUGAAGGAUGCAAUGUGAAGAAACAGGUGGAAAGGGACAGAAAUGACUCCUUCUAUGUUCUGACAACUUACGAAGGUGUCCACAAUCAUCACACCCCAUCUUCCUAUUACACCCAAAUGCCUUUCCUCCAUUCUAACCAUUGCAACCUUCACUCUUCUGCACCUCCAAACUCAUCCUAG
Messenger RNA from Sphenostylis stenocarpa, 813 nucleotides. The record is from the annotation of a GenBank genome assembly. Lineage: Eukaryota; Viridiplantae; Streptophyta; Magnoliopsida; Fabales; Fabaceae.